AUGGUUUUAUCAGCGAAGCAGAUUCUCUCUGCAAAGAUCGGAUUUUCAAAUCCUAUUUCACGGCGAAAUCUUGUCUCCUCACUCCAAAGAUCUCCUGUUUCUCUAUCGUUUCCAAAACGCACCGUUUUAGCCGUGUCGAAGCCUCUGCAUCUCUCUUCUCUAAGAUCAAAGUCUCCGGUGAGAUGUGAAGCCUAUGAAGCCGAUAAAUCAGAGCCUCAACCGAUCGAUGAUGUAGCGGCGGUGGUUGAAGAGAAAUCGGAAGCGGCGAAGAAACUGAAGAUCGGGAUUUACUUCGCUACUUGGUGGGCUUUAAACGUUGUUUUCAACAUCUACAACAAGAAGGUGUUGAAUGCUUACCCUUAUCCAUGGCUUACUUCGACGCUUUCACUUGCUGCUGGUUCGUUGAUGAUGCUAAUCUCUUGGGCUGUUGGGAUCGUCGAGACUCCUAAAACCGAUUUCGAUUUCUGGAAAACUCUUUUUCCGGUUGCUGUGGCACACACAAUUGGUCAUGUGGCUGCAACGGUGAGUAUGUCAAAGGUUGCGGUUUCUUUCACUCAUAUCAUCAAGAGUGGUGAACCGGCGUUUAGCGUUCUUGUCUCGAGGUUUCUUUUGGGUGAAACCUUCCCUACUUCGGUUUACUUGUCCCUCAUUCCAAUCAUUGGUGGUUGUGCUCUCUCCGCUCUUACUGAGCUUAACUUCAACAUGAUUGGGUUCAUGGGAGCGAUGAUUUCAAACUUGGCUUUUGUCUUCCGUAACAUCUUUUCAAAGAAGGGAAUGAAGGGAAAGUCUGUGAGCGGAAUGAACUACUACGCUUGUCUCUCAAUGUUAUCCCUCUUGAUCCUCACUCCCUUUGCGAUUGCGGUUGAAGGACCUCAGAUGUGGGUCGAUGGCUGGCACAAGGCUCUCUCUGACAUCGGACCACAGUUUGUCGGGUGGGUGGUUGCGCAGAGUGUGUUCUAUCACCUCUACAACCAAGUAUCCUACAUGUCAUUAGACCAAAUCUCUCCCUUGACAUUUAGUGUUGGUAACACCAUGAAACGUAUCUCCGUCAUCGUCUCCUCCAUCAUUAUCUUCCGUACUCCAGUCCAGCCCGUUAACGCCCUUGGAGCCGCCAUUGCUAUCCUCGGAACCUUCUUGUAUUCCCAGGCAAAGCUUUGA
Messenger RNA from Arabis nemorensis, 1158 nucleotides. The record is from the annotation of a GenBank genome assembly. Lineage: Eukaryota; Viridiplantae; Streptophyta; Magnoliopsida; Brassicales; Brassicaceae.